Schistosoma turkestanicum is the source of this 1958-nucleotide messenger RNA. The record is from the annotation of a GenBank genome assembly. NCBI's taxonomy places the organism in Eukaryota, Metazoa, Platyhelminthes, Trematoda, Strigeidida, Schistosomatidae.
CGCAGUAACUGUUAGGUGCGUUGCGCAAACUGACCAGACUAUGUUCCGUUGGUUAGUCCCUUUUCGACGCAAUUCACGAGGUUCUUUAAAAGAAUUAUACUCACUACAAAAGAUAAAAAAAUAUCCCAUAUUUCUUGGCUUGUCCUCUGGAAUUUUAUAUCAUGGUUAUAUGUCACAAAAUAAUCAUACUGUUCCAACUUUAUUUGAAAAUAAAAACAAACAAAAAGAAAUUAAUCACCCAAUAUUUGAAGAUUUAGUCCUUUUAUUUAGUGGUCAUGAUGAUCAAUCAGUCAAAAAAUUACCUAACGAAGCUAAAAUGGACCGUUUAUUAAAAAUUAAUCAAGAUAUUGAAGAUGAGUUACCACUUUUCUUUGAAAAGACAUUCUUCAGUGAAGUGCCAGGCAAUCUGCUAGAUUCUGAUACUGUUGUUUACUAUGAAAGAAAAAAUGGUUCCAUCUGCAGAUUGAGAGGGGAAUCAUGGAUUCGUGCUCUAGUAGUGGCUAGUCGGGCUUAUUUUUCUAUGCGUUCUUAUCGUCGUCGACUAGAACUGACCAGUAUUUUAUCUGAUACAGAAAAAUGGGAAGUUGAAGUUUGUUUUCGAAUCGUUCUGUUACCUGCGCCGUUCAAAGAAGAAUCUCAUUUACCUUCAGAUAAAUUAUCAGAAAGAUUGGAACAACGAGCUCAGUGGCGUGAUUUUCGUGCUACUUUCUAUUUAUCUGAUUCCGGUAAAAUUAAUACCAUAAAACUCACUCAGAUGCUACCGCCGUUCAAGGAUUCAACUACGUCAUAUCCUUUAAAUCGGCUGAUAACUUGGAAAACUCUUGGUCCCAGUCUACCUGGUCGUCGUCGUUUACCCACUCCCACUCCAUAUGUUUUUAGAGAAUUAUCAUUACGGUGCAACACUGACAUCAGUAAUAAUAAUAAUCACAAUGGCGGUGUUAUAUUUGAAACACUGGAUAAUAUUAAAAACUGCCCCCGUAUAGUUGACAGCAUUGUCAAACCAUUUGACGUAAUCAUUACUACCCUUCCCGAUGAUAAAGCUCAUUCUAGUCUUAUGAAAAAAGAGCAAAAUUCUUUCGUCUGUUUUGCGAACAACCGUCGGAUGACAUGUAACUAUAAUCCAAAGUAUAUACCACCUGUUCACAUUCCUUAUGAACCACAUUCAUUAAACUCUAUUUUACUAGAAUUUUAUAUGAAGCAUUUGCCGUCAAUUCGGAAUCAAGGUCAGACUACAACAAACAAACAACGAAGUUCCAGAAAUUAUUCCACAUCUUAUGUUUCAAUCAUAUGUCCAAUUUUUUCUUCAUCGAACAAUUCUACUAAAUCAGUUUACAUUGCUACCGUAGAACAUUUCAACUUAUCUAAUUAUUUUGCUUCGUUCCCCCCAUCUAGUGAUAUAUCUCCCAUAUUUUAUUUUUGUAAAUCUUAUUCUUAAAUUUUGUUACUAAUUCAAUUUUGUAUAGUAUACAUGUUAGAAAAAGUAAAUAAUGCCUCAAAAUAUAUGUAAACACUACAAGUGCAUAAAGAUGUGCACAUAUAUGAUAAUUGAUAUUUCAAAAGUAGUCGAUUAGUGAUGUACAUUUUCUGAACAAUAUGUUUUCCUAUAUACUGACAUUCUUUGUUUCAAGAAACAGAUAUUUAGAGUACUUUUCUAUAGAAAUACACCUGUGGUUUUGACUGAAGUUUAUGAGCAUAUAUUUAAUAUUUAUUGCUUUGAUAAUUUUUAUCAAGAUCGAGUGAAUCUACUCAAUGGGGGUUCAUGCUUCAAUACAUUUUAUCGGUUACGCGUUGCAUUUGGAACAUUAUGUAGGUUCAAGACUGUUAAAUGUGUCCGUUCUUAGGAUUAAAACAAUAUUCAGUAAAAUUUAAAUUAACCUUUUUUCAAAUGGCCACAUUAUUCAUUAAAUCCAUAGAUUUUUCAACUAAUAUCUUUUGACAUAACACUCAUGAUACAUCUG